UGUCCAGCUUGUAGACAAGAGAAUUCAGAUAUAAUAGAGGACAUGGCAAGAGGAGAGUUGAUCUGCCGUGAUUGCGGUUUCAUUCUGGAGGAGCGUACGAUCAGCGAGGAUGCAGAGUGGCGCUCAUUCGACGAUGACGACAUUGAUCGAAGCAGAGUUGGCGCCGCUACAAACCCUCUACUGUUGGAGGACGAACUAUUCUCAUUCGUCAGCAGAUCAAACUACUCCUCCAGCUCACUUUACUCACAACAAAGAAUACAGACCUCAUCGGCUGUCAACAAGAAUCUAAUCACAUCAUUUGAACUCAUAAAGAAUAUGGCCGAUCGUCUGUGCCUGCCAGAGACAGUGAUGAACAGGGCCAAUGAGAUAUUCAGUCACGUGAACAAGACGAUACGCACAAAUAAAGGACGAUCACCAAAUGGAUACGCAUCAGCAUCUCUCUACCUGUCGUGCCGAACGCAGGGCAUGCCACGAACCAUUGGAGAGGUGCUGUCCGUGUCUGACCGUGUCUCAAAGAAGGACAUUGGCAGGUGUAUCAACAACAUCACCAAGUCGUUUAGCACGACCGCAUCACCACAGGCUGUUGCACCAGAUGCAUUCAUCACGAGGAUCUGUGCCAACUUGGAGUUGUCACAUGAGAUCAGACGUCUCUCUGAGCGCGUCUCGAUCAAGUCUGCUGAGUUAUCAUUGAACGAAGGAAGGAAGCCAAUAUCAGUGGCAGCAGGCUGUGUAUAUUAUGUAGUCAAUCAAUUGAUAAGUGACAAGUCAGUGCGACUUUCACUUCAAUCAGUGUCCGAUGUCACUGGUGUAUCUACGACAACAGUCAGCAAUGUAUAUAAGGAGUUGGUGGCCAAUCAAUCAUCACUCACGAUCGCU
Messenger RNA from Acytostelium subglobosum LB1, 876 nucleotides. RefSeq lists its product as hypothetical. The record is from RefSeq and is a predicted model, not a curated record. NCBI's taxonomy places the organism in Eukaryota, Evosea, Eumycetozoa, Acytosteliales, Acytosteliaceae. Gene Ontology annotation, molecular function: TBP-class protein binding. The transcript has 3 exons. Gene Ontology annotation, cellular component: transcription preinitiation complex; nucleus. Gene Ontology annotation, biological process: transcription preinitiation complex assembly; DNA-templated transcription initiation. The annotation marks the transcript as partial.